ACUGGACGAUGGAGCUUCGCAGUCACUUUUGCCGGCAGCCACAACCACUGCUCUCCACCCCCCUCCUCUCUCUCUUCCUCAACCCUUCAUUCACCCUCUGCAAAAUCAUCUCCUUUCCCACUUCUCCCGCCUCAUGGUCAUGGACACCUCCACAAGUAUCUCCUCCACCAGCGAUGCCAUUCUUGGCCUCGUGGUGGUCACGAUGCUGACACUGGGCCACGGUGUCCAUCCGAUGCCCGUGCCGACAAACAUCCCCAUCUGCACUGCCGCAGAACCAGCCCAGUACAAUUUGACCUUCAUUGGCAAGUGGUCACAGGCAGCAUUCCCCAAACAGUAUCCGGUCUACCGCCCCCCUGCACAAUGGUCCAAACUUGUCGGUGUGACCCACAGCUCCGACUACCACAUGUGGCAGCGUAAUGGCUUUGCCAGCAACGGAGUGAGGGAGUUCACAGAGAAAGGCGAAGCUUGGACGCUCAUGAAGGAAGUGGAGCAGGCCGGAGAAAAGAUUCAGAGCGUUUAUGGCAUCUUCUCAGCUCCUGCUGUCAUAGGAGGCACCGGCCAGAGCAACACUGUGGUUGAGGUCUUUGCCAGACACUCUUAUCUGUCGUUUAUUGUGCGCCUUGUUCCGAGCCCCGACUGGUUCGUGGGAGCGGAUAGUGUGGACCUCUGCCACGGUGACCAAUGGAAAGACAGCGUGUCUCUGGAGCUCUUCCCAUAUGACGCUGGGACUGACAGCGGCUUCACGUUCUCCUCACCCAACUUUGAGACCAUGCCACAAGACAAAAUCACUCAGAUAACCUCUUCCUUCCCCAACCACCCCGCCAAUUCCUUCUACUACCCCCGACUGAAGCACCUCCCACCAAUCGCCAAGGUAACGCUGACCAAGAUAAGGAAGACCAAUCAGAUAAUAAGCCUUCCAGCGGAGCCCACUCAGUCCAACCUGCUGCCAACGGGGAAUGAGAUUGAGGACAACCUCAUAAAAACGCCGCUGGACUGUGAGGUGUCAGCAUGGUCUCCCUGGGGCCUGUGCAACGGCAAGUGCGGAGAUACCGCUCUGCAGUACCGCACACGCUAUGUCCUUAUGCACCAUGCCAACAAUGGAGUACCCUGCCCCCUGCUGGAGGAGAAGCGGACAUGCGUGCUGGACAAUUGCUUAUGACUAGGCCUGGAAACUAGGGAGGAGAAGAGGAAGCGGAAGGACAGGAAGGAGCGACAAGGGCGGAAAAGAGGUCGGAGAAGAUACAACAAAAGGGUUGCGGUUUAUUUGCUUAAGUCAUGAACUGGACCUGCUCCCUAGUCAGUGAGAAAAUAAGAUUCUCUGUCCUAAGGAUGGACCUGAAAUCAAUGGAGGGAUGUAGUUGUUGCGAGUGAUCAAAAAGUGGCUUUCGAAUUAAUCGACCAGAAGCUCAAAAGAAUGUAUUUAUUUCCAGGAUUUUACCCUGACACGUACAAAUAUGAAAAUAUCCAUUUGUAUUCUUUUUUUGUAACUCAAUUAAGGUACUGGUUUCAUGCAGAAAAUAUUUUUGUACAAAACAUUACAAUAAAUCUUUUAAAAAAAUGUGAUAUCUUUAUUGUCAAUAAAAGUGUGUUGAUUUGA
Messenger RNA from Syngnathus typhle (broad-nosed pipefish), 1597 nucleotides. RefSeq names its product spondin 2b, extracellular matrix protein (gene spon2b). Gene Ontology annotation, biological process: cell adhesion. The record is from RefSeq and is a predicted model, not a curated record. Gene Ontology annotation, cellular component: extracellular matrix. The transcript has 6 exons. Lineage: Eukaryota; Metazoa; Chordata; Actinopteri; Syngnathiformes; Syngnathidae. Bases 134 to 1159 code for a protein of 341 amino acids.